ACACACUGCAGGAUAAUUGAACACAGGCUUCACUCGUGUUCCAGUGGAAGGUGGGGGGAAGGCGUGAACUGAUGUUGCAGAGAACGGCAGGAGGCAACUUUAAAUAACGCGUGCGUGAAGUAGCUGCGGCGUGGACGCGCAGGAGUGGGGGGUGUAGCCCGCGAGCCUGUGGUAAUAGGCUGAGAGGGAGAGGAAGAGGGAGUGGGGGCUGCCGUAGACGGUGAUGCUGCGCGCUGUCUUCUUGCUGAAUGAGGAUCGUCUUUUCCCAGUUUGAGCAGCAGCAGGGCUUCUCCGCCCUUCCAGCGAGGAUCUGUAAUUUACACGGCAACAGAGGGGCGUCCGUGGGAUCUUCUCCAUCCCCAUCAUCAUCAUCAUCAUCACCAGCAGCAGCAGCAGCAUCAUCUGCGCCGGAUCCAGCCCCGCGCUGCCGCUCGUUCUGCCGCUGCUCCGUCACCAGGCGACCAGAGGAGGAGGACGUCUGACCAGCGGGCCAUGUGCACCACGACAUGUAUGCGUGAAUUCAUGCGGUGACACGGGAAGAGGGGGGAAUGGAGCAGCUGUCAACGCAUUCCUGUAGACGCACCGACGGUGAUUCGUUGCAGACUGUCGUGUAGAGAGAAAAAGAGAGAGAGAGAGAGAGAAAGAGAGAGAGAGAGGGGGGAAAAGAAAAAGAAAAAAAAACCCUUCAUACGCAGCAGCCCAUCCAGCACAUUCGCUUUUUAAUUCCAGCGAGAAGCGAUCAGUGAUCAGGUGUCGCCUUUCAUUUCAACCACAACAAUGGGGGAGCAGCCCAUCUACAGCACGAGGGCCCACGUCUUCCAGAUCGACCCCAACACCAAGAAGAACUGGCUCCCCGCAAGCAAGCACGCCGUCACUGUGUCCUACUUCUAUGACAGCACGCGCAAUGUCUACCGGAUCAUCAGCCUGGACGGAACCAAGGCAAUAAUCAACAGCACCAUCAGUCCGAACAUGACGUUCACAAAGACGUCACAGAAGUUUGGUCAGUGGGCGGACAGUCGAGCGAACACCGUCUACGGACUGGGUUUCUCCACCGAGCAUCAUCUGUCAAAGUUUGCAGAGAAGUUUGCAGAGUAUAAAGAAGCAGCACGGCUUGCGAAGGAGAAGAGCCAGGAGAAGAUGGAGAUGGCCACCUCUCCCUCUCAAGAGUCUCCGGCCGGUGAGCUGGCCUCCCCCCUCACCCCGGUGACUCCCCCCAUGGAAAACAUCAACGGCACGGACGAGAUUUGCGACACGACUCCCAACUCGGACAGCCGUCCGGAGCCGUCGCAGAACGCCCUGGCUUUCGCACACAGCCCGGCCAUGACAAAACACUGGGAGGCCGAGCUGGAGGCGCUGAAGGGGAACAACGCCAAGCUGACGGCGGCCCUGCUGGAAUCCACGGCCAACGUCAAACAGUGGAAACAGCAACUGGCUGCCUACCAAGAGGAGGCAGAGAGACUACACAAACGGGUGACAGAGCUUGAGUGCCAGAGUAACCAAACCCCGGUGAUCAAAUCCCAAAAGACGGAACUCAACCAAACCAUAGAGGAGCUGGAGAACGCGCUGCGGGAUAAAGAAGAGGAAAUGGAGAAGUUGAAAGAAGAACUGGAAAACAUGAACGACCUCAUGGAGCAGAAAGACACUCUGACUCAGAAGCUUGAAGAGACGGAGCUGCGCAGUCGGGUGCUGGAGGAGCAGCUAGCGGGAGCUGAGCAACGACUGGAGGAGAACCAGGAAGAGCAGGAGAAUUUCAGGAAGAGCCUGCGGACGCUGCUGGAGCUGUUAGACGGCAAGAUCUUUGAGCUGACGGAGCUCAGAGACACCUUGGCUCGUCUCAUAGAGGAAGCCAGCUAGAGACAGAGGGUGUCCACCUUCACAGACAGAGCCAUAUGAUGAUUUAUUUACAGCCCAGCACACAGACCAAUCCCACCCUCCAUGACUCCUCGUGUACCCUCACCCACAGAAAUCUGAGACGAUGCACUGCCCACACUUACCGUUUAAACACAAGGGGCAGCUGAUCCCUGAUUUUAACCUUGAAGGCAUCAGGUUCCUACCUUCUGCAAGCACUCCUGUAGUUGAACACGAUGCAGGGACUACCUCAGCUUGCCUUCUGAUUGGCUGUCGUUCACUUGGUCAAACCGGUCAAGCUCAGUUGUAGAGAUGCCACACACGAAAACAAAACUGUGCCUCGGCGCCGUCUGCUGUCUGAACGGGAGAGCUGCGGCGUAGAGCCGAACAUUUACUCAAACACACACAUUGCACAUCACUCCUCUUUAAAGCGGCACUCCAGGGGAAAUGUUGAAAGUCAUGUGGAAAUAAUUGCUGUUAAGACAUAAAAGAACUGCGCCAAAGCUGCCAAAUCCCGUCCUUCUCGUCCCCCCCACUCCAAAAAAAAAUGUUGUCCUCUAACUAGCAGAUGCUUUGAUCCAAAGUGACUUACUGUACAGGGAAGUUUUGAACAGAAGAACCCAUGUUUGAGCCCGGGCUGCCGAGGAAUGUAACCACAUUGAACAACCCCCAGCCUGGAUCUACGAAGCUGCUGGGAAACGGAGUCUGACAAAUAUACAUGUAUAUGAAUUUUUCUUUUACCAGAAAUGAAGGACUUCUGUACGCCCCCCUCCCUCCCGGCUCUUAUUACAAAAACCUAUAUGACAGAUAAGCAAUGAAUCUUCCAGAUGGCCUUUUUUUCAUGCAACACAAAAAUUUGAGUGCUAUAGCUGAAAUGAGAAAUCCUCGUAUCCAGACAGCUUCCACUAUCACAGUAGACAUGACCUGUCUUCCUGCCAAACUCAGUGUGGCGUGUGUGUCCCGAGGUUUGAUAUGACCGUGUGCACUCGUAUAGAUGCAUCUAAAUAAAUUGCAUCCACAAAAAGUUAUUUUAAACUAGUAAAAAAAAAAAAAACAUGUAAAAUCUGGAAUUCAUUAUUAUCUCGCUUGAUUACACAGAGUUAUGUUUUUAAGCAUUUAUUUAUGUUACCUUGAUUAUUAUGGCUUACAGCAAACAGGAAUCUUAAAAUUCUGUUAAAAUUAUAAUGUUACAUCAGACCAAUAAAAAAUAAUCUAAAUACGUAAAUGUGGGCAUACUGAAAGUUUUGUCCAUAUGCAGCAUCUAAUAUGCAUUCAGUAAUUGGUUAAGGAUUUCUUCUUAACCCUUAUUUUUGUGCAAAUAAAUUUGUGCAAAUUUAUUUGCACAAAGUUACAUUAAAACUUCAGUUACAUUAAAACUUCACUCAGAUGAAAUAUUUUGUGGUGCACCAUAUUUCAAGUGUACUGCAUUGACUCCCCCACACACGCGCACUGAUAAUGUAUUUAGACGGUUGGAUGAAUAAUUGAAUAGACUUUUCUUUGCAAUUUGGAGCUCAUUCCUGUUUACCACGCUGAUUUAUCUUUGUGCUCAAAAGUUUAACUUUCUGGUGUAAAAUGCAACAUCCCCUGAAGUUGGAUUUUUAACCAGUAAAUUCGGAAGUUGCUGAGUGCGAUCGUGGGAUUGUCUCUCGAGUGGGAAAGCUUCAAGUUCCACGGCAACCUGAAGCUCAGAAAUCAAAAACAGAGCAACAGUUUUAAUUGUGAAGCAUUUACUUCCACUCCUGAUAGUUUGUCUCUCAUUAAACCAGAAUAAUGAUUAGUAAUGUAGACGUUAAUUUAGUGCUUGAACAUAUUUAACAGCACAUUAUUUACGUCUUGCUAACUGUCGUUGUCAAUUCAUAGCAAACACAAACUUGUGGCACCGAGCUCCAGCUCAUGGCACAAAUUUAGAAUGUAUUAUGCUUCUUUUUCUACCAAACUUUUUCCUUCCACUUAACUUUUCUUUAGAAUUCUUGGAUACAGCGCUCUGAACAGCCAGCUUCCUCAGCAAACUGUCUUUCUCUCCUUGUGAAGGGUUCCCGAUAGUACUUGCUGAGACUUUUAAAUGUAAAAACUUUUCUCUGUCAUCGUCUUCUAUAACAAUACAACAUUCUUGAAGAAUUCUGUAUUAUUACAAACUGUGAGCCAUAAUCAUCAAAAUUAGAACUAAAUGCUUGAAAUACAUCACCUUUUUGAUGAAACAAAUGUCUCUUUCGGUGGCAUGCUAAUUUGUUGAGCUGAAUCCGUACUUGGCCACGUGUCGUUAGAGAGGUGCACACACCCUCACGCCCACGCAAACACACACACACACACUGAGCAAUAUUAGACAGGCUCUAUACAACACCAACUCUAUCAGGUACUCUACUCAGUGGGCCCGUCCUGAAGGGUCAAACAUGAUUAAGCUGACACGCCCCCUCUCCAACAGAAAGUGUACCACUGACCGCAUUACUGUGUGGCAGCCCUGCGUGGUCCGAGUCGUGCAAACCGAAGGGCUUACAGAGCGUCAUCCUCAUGUCUGUAAAUCUCCACCCUCAGUGAAACUGGCCACUGAUUGUCACGCCUCACAGGUGACUAUUCAACCGUUCUCAGUUUAUAUUCUUUCUUUUUUUUUAAGUAAAGUUAUAACACUGGUGAUAUAAAUAUAACACUGUACAACACAACUUUCUUACUCUUGCUGGCAUUGUAAAUGAAUGGAUGGACAAAUCAAAAUGCAGUAACACCCUGCGGUGACUUAUUGUUGUGUAUUAACCCACGGCUGAAAGCUUUUUUUCUCUGUAACACCAUGUCAUAACACCGUGUUACAAGUUUUAUACUCUUACUGUAUAAAAGCAGCUCUGAAUUCUCUCCCUCCAAAGUCAGCAAAAUCGUUUUUAUUUAUUUAUUUAUUUAUUUUUGACAGAGCUGUAUCUCGACAAGGUGCUGCUGGUCUUAUAUCUAUCUGAGCGCCCUGUUUGCACUGUAAUGACACCGUUGUAACUCCAUUAUAUGCCAACAGACUUGCAUUUAGCAUUAGCACAGUAUAAUUAUGUAGUUAAAAGACCUUCUGUAGUUAGUUACACAGGUUAAUACACUGGAAUAAGACUCAUGUUAAAGGGGGAAUGUUACUUAUUUUCUGUCUGAUGUAUGUGUCGAGUGGAGUGACAGAGAUGAAAUACUUUAAUAUUAAUGCUAUUGUUAAUGAAUGCCUUUGUACAGUAGUGGAUAAAAUGCUUUUCAUUCUCCUGUUUUUGUAAUUUAUGGUAUUUCAGUGUAGGUAUUAACAUUGUAUUUAGAGGUAUGAGAAGACUGGCAAUAUUUUUGACUAUUUAAAGUAAUUUUGAACUCAUGAAAUUAAAGAGGUACCUCAGGCUUAA
Poeciliopsis prolifica (blackstripe livebearer) is the source of this 5198-nucleotide messenger RNA. It is a transcript of the gene homer1b, whose product is annotated as homer scaffold protein 1b. Gene Ontology annotation, biological process: regulation of store-operated calcium entry; G protein-coupled glutamate receptor signaling pathway. Gene Ontology annotation, molecular function: G protein-coupled glutamate receptor binding. Gene Ontology annotation, cellular component: postsynaptic density; dendrite; cytoplasm. The transcript has 9 exons. Lineage: Eukaryota; Metazoa; Chordata; Actinopteri; Cyprinodontiformes; Poeciliidae. The record is from RefSeq and is a predicted model, not a curated record. The coding region runs from base 778 to 1854 and encodes 358 amino acids.